AUGGAUGAUAAGUAUAGGCUAGUUAGGAAGCAUAGUGAGCUAUGGAGAACAUUGAGAGAUGGAGAUUUUGAGGAAGAAGAAAUUUGGGAUGUUGUGAAAGAAAGAGAAGAUUACACAUGUGAAGAAGUUUUUCACCACAAGGCAAAGAACAAAGAACUAUCUUCUUUUCCGAUUCCGAUUGGUUCGAGAACGAUUCCGAUUCCAAGGACUAGUAGUGAGAGUAGUAGCGCGAAUUCGUCUCAUGAGACAAAAGGUUUUCAACAAUCAUCGGCGCCGGUUAAUAUUCCGGAUUGGUCUAAGAUUUAUGGUGGUGGUGAGAAGGUGAACAAGAGUGUUAAGAAUGUUUCAAGGUAUGGUAAUGAUAAUUAUGGUUACUAUGAUGAUCAUGAAGGUGGUGAUGAUGAAGUUUUGAAGCAUGGUGGAGAAGGUAGUGAUGAAGAUGAAGAUGAUGGGGAGAAUGGUACUAGGCUGCCACCUCAUGAGAUAAUUGCAAGGAGGCUUGCAAGGAGUCAGAUUUCUUCAUUUUCUGUUUUUGAAGGUGUUGGUAGGACACUUAAGGGUAGGGAUCUUAGCAAAGUGAGGAACUCUGUCCUCAUAAAAACUGGUUUUCUUGAAUCAUUGUGA
Messenger RNA from Lathyrus sativus (Indian pea), 624 nucleotides. The record is from the annotation of a GenBank genome assembly. Lineage: Eukaryota; Viridiplantae; Streptophyta; Magnoliopsida; Fabales; Fabaceae.